GAGGAGAACGCGCCAACCACUCUAGUCCCGGCGCAGGUGCCGGGGGCGGCGGCGGCGACUGCAACUCCGCAGCGUCCGUUCGGGAGGAGAGUUCGCGGCUGCUCUCGGGAUGCCUUGCAGAUGCAAAAUGUGUCUCUGGCCAGCAGGAGGAAGGAAGAGGAAGUGAGAGCAGCGGCAGCCGGCAGCGCAGCAGCCGGCCGACCCAGAGUGUGUAGACACGUGUGGCUGUCCACGCUGUAGGAUCCUCAGUUCCAAGGGCUUUGGACAGUCUUGGGGUUCACAAUGCCGCCACCCGCGGACAUCGUCAAGGUGGCCAUAGAAUGGCCGGGAGCCUACCCCAAGCUCAUGGAAAUCGAUCAGAAAAAGCCACUGUCUGCAAUAAUAAAGGAAGUCUGUGAUGGGUGGUCUCUUGCCAACCAUGAAUAUUUUGCACUGCAACAUGCUGAUAGUUCAAACUUCUACAUCACAGAAAAGAAUCGCAAUGAAAUAAAGAAUGGCACUAUCCUUCGGUUAACUACAUCUCCAGCUCAAAAUGCCCAGCAGCUCCAUGAACGAAUCCAGUCGUCAAGCAUGGACGCCAAACUGGAGGCCCUGAAGGACCUGGCCAGCCUCUCCCGGGAUGUCACCUUUGCCCAGGAGUUUAUAAACCUGGACGGCAUCUCUCUCCUCACCCAGAUGGUUGAAAGCGGCACUGACCGAUACCAGAAAUUGCAGAAGAUUAUGAAGCCUUGCUUUGGAGACAUGCUGUCCUUCACCCUGACGGCCUUUGUGGAGCUGAUGGACCAUGGCAUUGUGUCGUGGGAUACAUUUUCGGUGGCGUUUAUUAAGAAGAUAGCAAGCUUUGUGAACAAGUCAGCCAUAGACAUCUCAAUCCUGCAACGGUCCUUGGCCAUCUUGGAGUCAAUGGUGCUCAAUAGCCAUGACCUCUACCAGAAGGUGGCACAGGAGAUCACUAUUGGCCAACUCAUUCCUCAUCUUCAAGGAACAGACCAGGAAAUCCAAACCUAUACUAUUGCUGUGAUCAAUGCACUUUUCCUGAAGGCCCCUGAUGAGAGGAGGCAGGAGAUGGCGAAUAUUUUGGCUCAGAAGCAGCUGCGCUCCAUCAUUCUAACACAUGUCAUCCGAGCGCAGCGAGCCAUUAACAAUGAGAUGGCGCACCAACUCUAUGUUCUCCAAGUUCUCACCUUUAACCUCCUGGAAGACAGGAUGAUGACCAAGAUGGACCCCCAGGACCAGGCUCAAAGAGACAUCAUAUUUGAACUUCGAAGAAUUGCUUUUGAUGCCGAGUCUGAGCCUAACAACAGCAGCGGCAGCAUGGAGAAGCGCAAGUCCAUGUACACGCGGGAUUAUAAAAAACUUGGCUUCAUUAACCAUGUCAACCCUGCCAUGGACUUUACUCAGACUCCUCCUGGAAUGUUGGCUUUGGACAAUAUGCUCUACUUUGCUAAGCACCAUCAGGAUGCAUACAUCCGGAUCGUGCUGGAGAACAGUAGCCGAGAAGAUAAGCAUGAGUGUCCCUUUGGCCGCAGUAGUAUAGAGCUGACCAAGAUGCUGUGUGAGAUAUUGAAAGUGGGCGAGCUGCCUAGUGAGACCUGCAAUGACUUCCACCCGAUGUUCUUCACCCACGACAGAUCCUUUGAGGAGUUUUUCUGCAUCUGCAUCCAGCUCCUGAAUAAGACAUGGAAGGAAAUGAGGGCAACUUCUGAAGACUUCAACAAGGUAAUGCAGGUGGUGAAGGAGCAGGUUAUGAGAGCACUUACAACCAAGCCUAGCUCCCUGGACCAGUUCAAGAGCAAACUGCAGAACCUGAGCUACACCGAGAUCCUGAAAAUCCGCCAGUCUGAGAGGAUGAACCAGGAAGAUUUCCAGUCCCGCCCGAUUUUGGAACUAAAGGAGAAGAUCCAGCCAGAAAUCUUAGAGCUGAUCAAACAACAACGCCUGAACCGUCUGGUGGAAGGGACCUGCUUUAGGAAACUCAAUGCCCGGCGGAGGCAAGACAAGUUUUGGUAUUGUCGGCUUUCUCCAAAUCACAAGGUCCUACAUUAUGGAGACUUGGAAGAAAGCCCUCAGGGAGAAGUGCCCCAUGAUUCCUUGCAGGACAAAUUGCCGGUGGCAGAUAUCAAAGCUGUGGUGACGGGAAAGGACUGUCCUCACAUGAAAGAGAAAGGUGCCCUUAAACAAAACAAGGAGGUGCUUGAACUUGCUUUCUCCAUCUUGUAUGACUCAAACUGCCAACUGAACUUCAUUGCUCCUGACAAGCAUGAGUACUGUAUCUGGACGGAUGGGCUGAAUGCGCUGCUUGGGAAAGACAUGAUGAGCGACCUGACACGGAAUGACCUGGACACCCUGCUCAGCAUGGAAAUUAAGCUCCGCCUCCUGGACCUGGAAAACAUCCAGAUCCCUGACGCACCUCCACCCAUCCCCAAGGAGCCCAGCAACUACGACUUCGUCUAUGACUGUAACUGAAGUGGCCGGGCCCAGACAAGCCCCCCGCUCCCAAACUGGAAAAUCUAGCUAACAGGAGAGAGGAAGGAAAACAUAACUCGUGCUUUGGAAUCAUCUUUUGGUAAAGGGAAGCUGCAGGUCACCCUCUCUUUGGUGUCACCUCUAACCCCAACAAUUUUUGGCCCCUCCCACCUCCUUGGAUCUGUUUCUGGACUCGCUGCUUUAGAUCACUGCCCAUUGCUGCAGUUCACUGGUGGGACAAUAGCCAAAAGCCACUGCUGGCAAGAGAGCCAUCGGGCAUUUCCAUCCUAAUCCCUGGAAGGCAAAGUCCUUCCUUCCUAGAGUAGGAAAGCCAGCAGCCCCAGACCACAAGGAAUGAAUACCCGGUGGCCUGUGCCUGGAAGAAAUGGCGCAGCUACCUGAUGGGAAGACAAACGCCAUGCUCUCCUUUCCCUUCUCUCGAGGGUCAGCUCAUGUCACCAGGUUCAUUUGAAUUGAGAUCUGCUUUGAGAUCUCUCUCCCCGUCUCCUGACUUGGCCUUGCCCUGGUCCUUUUGGGUCCCAAGGGCAGCGCCAGUAUGCUCAUAGUAAGCCUCGCCAGCACUGGGUCUCCCAAACAGUCCACAGACCCCACGCCCACUCCGCAUCUGCACUGUGACCGUGACCAGCCUCCCGCUGCCCUCUGCGCUAGCUAGUCUUGGGCUUCCUCUCCCUGCCCCAGCCCAGACCUGCCUUCCUCAUUUCCACACAUGCUCCCAGCCUCUUAGCUGAAAGCACAAAUGAAAUCAGUAGUUACACUCCAUCUCUAAUAGACUAAACCUAAAUGCCUCUAUGACGGGCUGUCAAUAUCCGAGGGUUUCGUGUCACCUUCUCCUGGGGAACCUGCUGCAACACAGGUUUUCCAUGGGAUGGUCAAGCUGUCAGACAUCCAAGUUUACAUCGUUGUAAUUAUUACAGGUAUUUACAAUUUGCAAGGUUUUUUUUUUUUUUUUUGCUUUGUUUUUGUACAAAAGAGUCUAACAUUUUUUGCCAAACAGAUAUAUAUUUAAUGAAAAGAAGAGAUACAUAAAUGUGUGUACUUUCCAGGUUUUUUUUAAUUAUUUUAAUCCCAAACAUCCUCCUGAGAAUAACAUUCCCUUAAACAUGCUGUGGAAUAAAAUUAAUCAUGAUGA
This is a messenger RNA of Marmota monax (woodchuck), 3616 nucleotides long. It is a transcript of the gene Elmo1, whose product is annotated as engulfment and cell motility 1. Gene Ontology annotation, biological process: cell motility; actin filament organization. The transcript has 22 exons. Bases 283 to 2466 code for a protein of 727 amino acids. The record is from RefSeq and is a predicted model, not a curated record. Gene Ontology annotation, cellular component: plasma membrane; guanyl-nucleotide exchange factor complex. Lineage: Eukaryota; Metazoa; Chordata; Mammalia; Rodentia; Sciuridae.